Pseudopodoces humilis (Tibetan ground-tit) is the source of this 4295-nucleotide messenger RNA. It is a transcript of the gene RAB11FIP3, whose product is annotated as RAB11 family interacting protein 3. Gene Ontology annotation, cellular component: cleavage furrow; recycling endosome membrane; midbody. Gene Ontology annotation, biological process: endocytic recycling; regulation of cytokinesis. NCBI's taxonomy places the organism in Eukaryota, Metazoa, Chordata, Aves, Passeriformes, Paridae. The record is from RefSeq and is a predicted model, not a curated record. Gene Ontology annotation, molecular function: calcium ion binding.
AUGGAGCCGCGUCCGCCUGGGACCGAGCCCCCGCUGCCCCGGGGGCCGGGACCGGGGCUCGAACCGCAGCUGGAACCGGAGCCCGAGCUGGACCUAGAACCCGAGCUGGACCUGGAACCAGAGCCCGAGCUGGAACCGGAGCCGGACCUGGAACCGGAGCCCGAGCUGGACCUAGAACCCGAGCUGGACCUGGAACCGAAGCCCGAGCUGGACCUGGAACCGGAGCCUGACCUGGAACCGGAGCCAGCGCCAGAGCUGGAACCGGAGCCGGACCUGGACGCGGAGCCAGAGCUGGAUCUGGAGCUCUGGGCACUUGAGCCCGCCGCUCCCGGCGCGGGGCCGCCGCCCUGGUGCCCGGGGGAGGCCGGGGGCAGCCCGGGCCCCGCCGAGCCCCCGCCUGAGGAGGAGCCGCGUCUCCGCCCGGUCUUCGACGCCCUGGACCGCGACGGCGAUGGCUUCGUGCGCGUGGAGGAGUUUGUGCAGUUCGCCACGGCCUACGGCGCCGAGCAGGUAAAGGACCUAACAAAAUACCUGGAUCCCAGUGGAUUGGGAGUUAUCAGCUUUGAAGAUUUCCAUCGAGGGAUCAGAGCCAUCAGAAAUGGAGACCCUGACAGCCAGCUGUAUGAUAUGGGAUAUACCCCCGAGGAGGAAGCCCCGGCCUGUCCCGAUGAGUUUGAUGAUUUCGUCACGUUUGAGGCAAAUGAGGUGACUGACAGUGCCUACAUGGGCUCGGAGAGCACCUACAGCGAGUGCGAGACCUUCACGGAUGAGGACACCAGCACCCUGGUCCAGCACGAGAUGCACGACGAGGUGGAGACCGACAGCGCCAUCGACUCCACCGUGCACUCGGAAUUCACGGAUCCCAUCGAGGAGCCGGAGCAUGGAUCCCAUCCCCACGAGCUGGCCCUGGGCUCCGAGCUCAGCCACUCCAUCGUCACCGUCAUCAGCGGGGAGGAGCAUUUCGAGGAUUACGGGGAAGGGAACGAGGCCGAUCUGUUCCCAGACCCUCUGUGUAAUGGGGAAAGCAGCUUUGGCAGCUCCUCCUUCCUCUCUCCCAGCACCGAUCCGCUCGCUGCGAAACUGCACAGCAUUCUCGCAGAUGAAGCUUUUGAGUUUUACUGUAGCCAGUGCCACAAACAAAUCAACCGCCUCGAGGAUCUUUCUGCUCGCCUGAAUGAUCUUGAAAUGAAUAGCCCAAAUAAAAGACUCUCCAGCAAGAAAGUGGCAAGGCAGCUGCACCAGACGAGCUCGUUGGCCGUGGGGGUGAUGGAGGAAUCCUACCGGGAGAACCUGGAGUGCACGGACGAGGACAUCACGGACAAGGUGGUGUUCCUGGAGAAGCGGGUGACGGAGCUGGAGAAGGACACGGCUGCCAACGGGGAGCAGCACAGCCGCCUCCGGCAGGAGAACCUGCAGCUGGUGCACAGAGCAAACGCGCUCGAGGAGCAGCUGAAGGAGCAGGAGCUGAGGGCUGACCAGACCCUGCUGGAGGAGAUCAAGAAGCAGAGGGAGCUGCUCAGCAAAAUGGAGAGGGAGAAGAGCAUUGAGAUCGAGAACCUGCAGGCCAGGCUGCAGCAGCUGGAUGAUGAGAACAGUGAGCUGAGGUCCUGUGUCCCCUGUCUGAGAGCCAACAUCGAGAGGCUUGAGGAGGAGAAGCAGAAGCUGCUGGAUGAGAUCGAGGACCUCACUGUGCAGCUCACAGAGGAGCAGGAGAAAAAGAGGAAGAUGGGGGACAAGCUGAGUCAGGAGAGGCACCAGUUCCAGAAGGAGAAGGAGUCGACGCAGGAGCUCAUUGAGGACCUCAGGAAGCAGCUGGAGCACCUGCAACUCUUCAAGCUGGAGGCAGAGCAGCGCAGGGGCCGGAGCAGCAGCAUGGGGCUGCAGGAAUACAACAGCAGGACACGGGAGACAGAGCUGGAGCAGGAGAUCAAACAGCUCAAGCAGGAUAACAGGAACCUGAAGGAGCAGAACGAUGAACUGAACGGGCAGAUCAUCAACCUGAGCAUCCAGGGAGCCAAGAACCUGUUCUCAGCCUCCUUCUCCGAGUCCCUGGCAGCGGAGAUCAGCUCUGUCUCCAGAGAUGAGCUCAUGGAAGCAAUCCAGAAGCAGGAGGAGAUCAACUUCCGCCUGCAGGAUUACAUCGACAGGAUCAUCGUGGCUAUCAUGGAGACCAACCCCUCCAUCCUGGAAGUCAAGUAAGGGCUGCGCUCCUCGCUGGAUUUGGUGCUCUGAGAGGAUGAAGAGGGACUCCAAACGUCUUUGCACUUGAUGAAGGCACAAGGAAGCCUCAGCUCGGGGGGUGACUGAGCCACGGACCAGGGAAAAGGAAAGCCAGCAGCCAGGCUGUGCUGUCUGACUCCGUUAUUUUGAAGCCCUUCUGGCUGUGGAGGGUGAAAGGGAACCUGGAGAAGGAGCUCAGGAAAGGGACACUGCAGGAAGUGCUGGGGACUGUCCCGACAGGCACCGCUCCGAGGGAUGCUCCGAACCGCGGGAGAUGGGCACGGAGAUGGAAGUGACAGCGCUGACUUUCCCCUGCUGCCCUGCCCAGCCCCGGCAUCUGCUGUGCCAAAGUGUCCCUGACACACUCACCGGGCAGAGCUGGCAACGAGGGAAGCGCGUCCCGGACUCGCACAGGGUUGGGGUUCGGUUUUUGUUUUGGGGUUUUGGUUUUUUUUUUUUAAUUAACUUAAUGCAAAUGUCCUCAUCCAGCUGGCUCAGCCAUGCUUGCCCCGUGCUCCUGCUGGGGCUGGCUGCGUGCAGAGCCCUCAGUGGCUGCAGGGGCAGCCCGGGGGUGUUGGGGACAGGGCGUGAGCGCACUUGGUCACCUCCCUCCUUAUUUAUUUUUGCUGUCUGUGGCUCAGUACUGUCGGCACGUCUCGGCAUCCCGGCUCUGCUCCACCCUCCUCCCCCUCCUCCUCCUCCUCCUCCUGCCGGGCUCUGCCCUGAGGUGGCUCCGGGGGGAGCUGCCCCUGGUCCCCAGCCGGGGACAGACACUCGGGCUGUGUCACACCGGGGCACGGCUGCAGCUCCUCACCCCGCAGCGGGGGCCGCUCCUGCCCGUGGGACACGCAGCGCUUUGGGGGCUGCAGCGGAGAGGCCCGAGCUCCCCACUCACCUCCCAAAGUCCCUGGCCUGGGGACAGUGGCCUGUGCCAUUGCCAGCCGGAGCAGGGCUCUGCUGGUGAUAGCUGCAGCCCUGGAGGGAGAGCCCGCUCCGGCUGCCUUUCCCUCUGUUCCCGGGGCCGGGGCUGGAGGAGCCGCGCUCAUUCCUCGUCCCUGGAUCUCCGUGCCCGUGGGGAGAGGAGCCGGCAGCUCCCUGGGAAACAAAAGCCAUGUUUACAUCAGACAGCUGCGGGCUCGCUGGCAGCGGCCGUGGCACCCCCUGCUCCCCUGCGCUCCCGGGAGGAGACAGCCGGCGGAACCCCAGGGAUCGGCCUCGGCCAGCGGUUCCUCUUCCUGCUUGGCAGCUUUUGGGAAUGCCAGCACGGCCUGGAAGCAGAAUUCACAGCAGUCCCAGGGGGUGCCUGCUCCUCCCCGAGCCCCUCGCAGCCCUCGGGGUGGGUGACCCUGCCGGGGAGCCACGGCCGCAGUCACCGCCUUACCCCGGGGGACCCGGCCGAGCCACGGCCACAUCACCCCGGUGUUCAUCCCCCAGCAGGGUCAGGGGGAACCCCAAACCCCGGGGCAGCUCCUGCACCCCAGCCCUCCCCGGCUCCCACCCCUCCCUGCCUCCCUCCCUGCCCCGAGGCCGCGGGAAGAAGCCACGUAAUGUACAUUUCCAGAGAAGCUUUGGGUGUAAAUCAGUGUAUACUUGGAGAGGGAAAAUUUUUCUAUCUUGUAGAGUAGGUAUUUUUAUAGAAUGAAGGUUGAUCCAUUUUUUUAAUACUUUAAAAGAAGAGAGAAAUGUAUCUGUGUAUACACAAAAGCAUAUAUAUAUAUAUGUAUAAAUAUAUAAAUAUUGGAGAUCUGCCUUUCUCGACUUGGGAUCUCGGAUCCCCAGGUCUCAAACAAUCGUUUGUUUUUUCCUGUCGCUCUCACAGAGGUACUGUAACUGUAAAUAAGCACCGGGAAAAAAAAAAAAAAGUUUUAAGCAAACAAAAAGCACUGACUUGCACAUUCACCAUGCUUUAAAGGCCCUAUGGAGAGAGAAAAACAAAAACAAAAACUCUACAUCCUGAAAAUGUUCCUCUUUCCCAACCGGUAUGUGAAGGAAGACCCCCAAAAAAGAGGCAAAAACGGUAUUGUCUUAACUGAUGUAUCAAUUCUUGUCGGAUUAAAAGCUGUUACUAUUCCUGC